AAUUAAGCACAUUGCGCAGCCGCCGUUGGAGAGUCAAAUGUGAAGCUCGCGUUCCUGAUCUCAAAACGCAUUCCCAAUACGACGCCCACUGUAUCUCCCAAAUACACAGACGGAUCAAUGAAUUGAAAAGCGUGUAACUUCAGAUCUUCAUAUUCAUCUUCAUCUUCUGUUCUUCAGAAAUUGGCGUGAGCAUCGAUUUCUAGGGUUUCCAUCGAUCUCCGAAGCCGCAGCAAUGGCGAAAGGGGGAAGGCACUCGCGUCUCCCUUCCAGGAAAUCUUCAUCAUCUACGCUCGUCCUCACUUUGCUCCUCAUGUUCUCCUUCAUCGUUCUCAUCCUUCUUGCUCUCGGAAUUCUCUCGAUGCCGAGCAGUUCCGGCAAUUCUUCCAAGGCAAAUGAUCUCAGCUCGAUCGUCCGCAAGACCGCCGAGACCGAGAUGAGUGAUGGUCAUGAUGAUGAGAGGAGAGAGCAAUGGACUGAAGUGAUCUCGUGGGAGCCGAGAGCCUUCGUUUAUCAUAAUUUCUUAUCCAAGGAUGAAUGUGAAUACCUAAUCAAUCUUGCUAAGCCGCACAUGCACAAGUCGACAGUUGUUGACAGCGCAACAGGCAAGAGUAAAGAUAGCAGAGUGCGUACAAGCUCUGGGACAUUUUUAACUAGGGGACGGGACAAUAUCAUCAGACGUAUUGAGAAAAGGAUUGCGGACUUCGCCUUCAUACCUGUAGAGAAUGGGGAAGGACUUCAAAUUCUCCACUAUGAAGUGGGUCAAAAAUAUGAGCCUCACUAUGACUACUUCCUUGAUGAGUUUAAUACUAAGAAUGGAGGUCAACGUAUAGCUACAGUUCUUAUGUACCUAUCAGAUGUUGAAGAAGGUGGUGAGACUGUUUUUCCAGCUGCAAAAGGGAAUUUCAGUUCUGUGCCUUGGUGGAAUGAGUUAUCAGAAUGUGGAAAAGGAGGGCUUUCUGUCAAACCAAAGAUGGGUGAUGCAUUGCUCUUUUGGAGCAUGAAGCCUGAUGCAACUCUAGAUCCUUCAAGUUUGCAUGGUGGUUGUCCAGUGAUUAGAGGAAACAAAUGGUCAUCUACAAAAUGGAUGCGCAUCAACGAUUACAAAUAAACUACUGGUUGAGGGGUUUAAGGCAGAGGUUUAUCACGAGGGUUAUUGUUGUACUAUUGUAACACAUUACCAAAGCACCAACAUGAAUCAAAGUUGUAAGUUUACAGACGCAGAGCUUCGGGUGCCUCUGUGCCUUCCAUUUUUUUUCCGAAGUGGUGUUGCUGCUAACUUGUUUUUUGUGUUUACAAUCUUCGGCUGUUUCUUGUUACCUAAAAGAGUGAUGAAAUAAAGAAUGUGCAUUUUCAA
Molecule: messenger RNA, 1354 nt
Organism: Malania oleifera
Lineage: Eukaryota; Viridiplantae; Streptophyta; Magnoliopsida; Santalales; Ximeniaceae
Product: probable prolyl 4-hydroxylase 10
Exons: 8
Coding region: 233-1108 (291 amino acids)
Biological process (GO): peptidyl-proline hydroxylation to 4-hydroxy-L-proline
Cellular component (GO): endoplasmic reticulum
Molecular function (GO): iron ion binding; L-ascorbic acid binding; procollagen-proline 4-dioxygenase activity
Source: RefSeq, a predicted model, not a curated record